AUGCCCAGCCGCGACGCGAGCUCGGCGCCUGUGCCGCGCCCGCGCCUGCCUUGUACUACGGCUCUUAUCGCCGAUAAGCUCCCGCCGCCUCCCACUGCGACCACCUUCUCGGAGCUUUGUGCUGCUGCCUCCAGUCUGAGCUCCGCCUGCAACCGCCCCCGCCUCUUCUCCGUGCCAACGUCCAGUCUCGAAAACACUACCAUGAAUCCCGAUACGCUUGCCCCUGCCGACGUCACCACAGCUCUGCAGGAGCUCGAGGCGUCGCCCGUCGCGUCCAAGACCACCGGCUACGACGAGCUGCUCACCAACAUCAUCGAUACCUCGACCCCCGAUACUCUCGCCCCGAACCUCGUGGCAUACGUCGAGUCGCUUUUGGGAGACACUAAUGGCAUUGUAACAUCACGCCGACUGCUUGCAUCUUUCGUCUCACGCUUCCGCGACAUCGCAAAUGCCGACGUCAAGGUCGAGGUGGGCACGCGCGCAUUGGCUCUGCUGGCACCCAAGGUCGUGUCGUACGAGGAGCAGGAUACUGCCGUCAAAGAAAUCCUAGCGGAUGCCUACCAGGAAAACGACGACUUUAUUGCAUCCGCCAAGAUCCUCCAGACCAUUCCGCUCGACUCGUCCCAGCGCACCAUCUCCGCCGACGACAAGGCCGCCGUGUGGAUCCGCAUCGUGCGCUGCUAUCUGGAGGAAGACGACCCGACGUCCGCCACGACAUAUCUCAACCGCGUGAAGAACGUUCUGCACGACGUCACGGACAAGACCACCAAGCUCCAAUUCCAGCUGUCUCAAGCCCGCAUCCACGACUCGCAGCGGAACUUUCUGGAUGCCAGCGCAGCCUACCACCAAAUCAGCAACGAGCUCAUCAUCGACGAGGAGGAGCGUCUCCACAGCCUUUCUGCCGCCAUCGUCUGCGCUGUCCUUGCCCCCGCCGGUCCCCAGCGCUCGCGCACCCUCGCCCGCCUCUACAAGGACGACCGCGCCUCGCAGGUGGACCAGUAUGCCAUCCUCGAGAAGAUCUUCCUGGACCGGCUCCUCAUCCCGGCCGAAGUCGAGGCGUUCGCGGCCAAGCUCCAACCGCACCAGCUUGCCAAGACGUCGGACGGCAGCACAGUGCUCGACAAGGCCGUGCUCGAGCACAACCUGCUUGCGGCCUCGCGCUUGUACAGCAACAUCGGCAUCGACCAGCUGGCCGAGCUGCUCAACGUCGACGCCGAGCGCGCCGAGGCUUACGCCGCGCAGAUGAUCGAGCAGGGCCGCCUGGCUGGCUACAUCGAUCAGAUCGCCCGUUACAUCUACUUCGAGGGCGGCGAGGGCUCCGGCCAGCGCAAGACCGGCCACCUCGAGCGCGUCGUCGGCGGCGAGCUGCGCAAGUGGGAUGACAACGUCAGGAGCUUGGCCGAGGAAGUCGAGCGCGUAACGACCAUGGUUCAGAGCCAGCAUCCCGAGUUCUAUGCGAAGACAAUGGUGGUCUGA
Messenger RNA from Diplodia corticola, 1476 nucleotides. RefSeq names its product cop9 signalosome complex subunit 4. The transcript has a single exon. The record is from RefSeq and is a predicted model, not a curated record. The coding region runs from base 1 to 1476 and encodes 491 amino acids. Lineage: Eukaryota; Fungi; Ascomycota; Dothideomycetes; Botryosphaeriales; Botryosphaeriaceae. Gene Ontology annotation, cellular component: COP9 signalosome; cytosol.